AUGCUGACUAGAAAGAUUCAUUCGGCAACGAUUGGGAGAGGGGAGGGGGAGGAUGAGGAGGAGGAGGAGGAGGAGGAUGGGGAGGGGGAGUGGGGAGAGGAGGGGAGUGGGGAGGAGUCUGGGGGGAGUGAGGGGGAGGAGGCGGGAGGGAAGGGAAAGGGAGGGGAGAAGGAGGGAAGGCGGCUAGUAGCGAGUGCUAAGGCAAGAAUACUGAGGGCCCUAGAAGGGAAGGGGGGAGGGGAUGGAGGGGAGGGAGGGGAGGGGGAUGGGGCAACGAAGAGUGGUCUUUUUGCGUUGCCGUUUAUGGCUAAGGCUAUUGAGAGGAGGAGAUUGGAAGCUCAGAAAGAGGCUAUAGAGGCGAUUAAAGACCUAGAGGAGGGGUUGGAAGGGGAGGGGUAUGGUGACGGAGAGGAUGGGGAGGGUGGGAAGGGGAAGGGGGGAGGUGGAGGAGGGGGUGAUGGGUGGGGAGGAGGAGGAUGGGGAGAGGAGGAAGAGGAGGGAGAGAGGGUGGGAGCAGGGAGACGAGUAUUUGGGAAUCUGGGAGAGACAGUAGUGGGAGGGGAGGGGCAGGAGGAAAGAGACGAAUGGGUGGCAGUGAGAGAGGGGGAAGGGGAGGAGGGAGAGGAGGAGGAAGGAGGGGGAGGGGAGGAUGUUGGGGUAGGAGGGCAAAGCGGAGGGGGAAAGAGUGGGGUGAAGAAUGCGGGGAGAGGAGGAGGAGGGGCAGAGGGGAAGGGUGGAAGGUUGUUGAAGGAGGAGAGGGAGGCAGCACGGCAGGUGAAGGCGAUGCUUGGAGCGGGGAAAGGGUUGUCCUUCUCAGGGGUGAGUGGCUGGCUGUUCGACUCAAAAGUCAACUCGGUGAGUGGCGUGGCUGUGUUGAUGUUCGUUGCUUCGCCCCUUGCUGGCACGUUCGUUGCUUCGCCCCUUGCUGGCACGUUCGUGGCUUCGCCCCUUGCUGGCACGUUCGUGGCUUCGCCCCUUGCUGGCACGUUCGUGGCUUCGCCCCUUGCUGGCACGUUCGUGGCUUCGCCCCUUGCUGGCACGUUCGUUGCUUCGCCCCUUGCUGGCACGUUCGUUGCUUCGCCCCUUGCUGGCACGUUCGUGGCUUCGCCCCUUGCUGGCACGUUCGUGGCUUCGCCCCUUGCUGGCACGUUCGUGGCUUCGCCCCUUGCUGGCACGUUCGUGGCUUCGCCCCUUGCUGGCACGUUCGUGGCUUCGCCCCUUGCUGGCACGUUCGUUGCUUCGCCCCUUGCUGGCACGUUCUUACCCGUUGCUGGCAACUCUGCAUCAGCCCCUGUAGACGUGUCUGUGCCGCCACCCGUGCGUGAUGGUGGGGGAGAGGCGCCGGGAGCAGGGGAAGGGGAUCGCACCCCUGUAGACGUGUCUGCGCCGCCACUUGAAGGGGAUUUGGAGGCUUUGCUGUGCCACACAGGGAGUGGAGGGGAGAAGGGGGUGGGUGAGGGUGGGGGGAGGAUGGAGGGAGGGGAGGAGGAAGGGGUGGAGGAGGGGAGAGAGGAAGGGAGCGCAGAGAGGGGUGAGGGGGGGGAGAGGGGGAAGGGGAGAGUCAGGGCGAAGGGAGGAGAGGGGGGGAAGAGGGGUGAUGGGUCUGGUAAUGGUGCUGUGGGUGUUAUGCAGGGUGAUUAUAGCGAGAGUGAGAGGGAGGAUGGAGAGGAGGAUAUAGACGACGGUGUGGCUUAUAACGAGGGGAUGCGUUUGGAGGGCAAGGGGGAUACUUAUAUGGAGGAUGACGCGUGGGGGGAGGAUGCAGGGGAGAGAGUGGAGAGGGGAGCAGGAGUGGGGAUGGAGGAAGAGGAGGAGAGAGGAGAGAAACCGGUAGGCAAGAAGAGAAAGGGACGGGCAAGUGGAACAGGAGUAGGAGAAGGAGGAGGAGAGGAAGGGAACGGAGCGAGCGCGUUUGAAAAGGGUCAAGACGAGCUGAUGCGAUUGGCCUUCGCAGGUGAUGACGUGGCAGCAGAAUUCGAGGCGGAGAAAGAACGAGUGGUGGAAAAGGAAGUGGGGAGAGAGGAGGGGCCGGUGACGUUGCCGGGGUGGGGACAGUGGGAGGAGGUGCAGAGGCGGAAGGGGGCGCCGAAGUGGAUCGAGGAGGAGAGGGAGAAGGCGAAGAGGAGGCGGAUGGAUGCGGUGAAACAGAGGGCGGAUUCGAAGCUGACGCAUGUGAUUGUAUCGGAGAAGGACAAUAAGAAGAUCGAGAAGUUUUUUGUGCCCGAGCUGCCCAACAUGUUCCGCAACCGGGCGGAGUACGCACGCAGCAUCCGCAACCCCAUUGGGCGGGACUUCAACACAGAAGCAGCGUUCCGCUCCAUGACUCGCCCAGCGGUUAUCAAGCCAGUGGGGGUGGUCAUGAAGCUAGUGGGGGUGGUCAUUCGACCUGUCUGA
Molecule: messenger RNA, 2394 nt
Organism: Closterium sp. NIES-65
Lineage: Eukaryota; Viridiplantae; Streptophyta; Zygnematophyceae; Desmidiales; Closteriaceae
Source: the annotation of a GenBank genome assembly